AUGCUGAGGGCGCUGAGGACCAUGCACGACCACGGCUUCCUGCACCGCGACGUCAAACCCGUCAGUGCCCUCCCCACCCCCUCCUCUCUGCAUCGCCUUGCCUUGCCAUGUCUACCUGUAUCACCGACGUCCCUCGCCAUCUGCAUCACCCGCUCCUUGCACCAUUCCGGCACCCAAGCCUCCCCCAUGCGCCAAUCAUCGUCCUCAGCGCGCCCCUCCAUGCACACCCGCUCACCUACCCCCUACCAAACCCCUCAUGGCGCGUGUGAGCAGUCCAACUUCGCGAUGGGCGUGGGCUCACGGCAGCAGCAGUGUUUCGUGAUUGACUUUGGCAUAAGCAAGCGAUUCCGCUCCUCCUACGGCGUGCACCCCGCUCGCCAGGUGGCCGAGUUCCGCGGCUCCACUGCCUACGCCUCCGUGCACUCGCACCUGCUCAUGGUAUGCCUCCGUGCACUCGCACCUGCUCAUGGUAUGCCUCCGUGCACUCGCACCUGCUCAUGGUAUGCCUCCGUGCACUCGCACCUGCUCAUGGUAUGCCUCCGUGCACUCGCACCUGCUCAUGGUAUGCCUCCGUGCACUCGCACCUGCUCAUGGUAUGCCUCCGUGCACUCGCACCUGCUCAUGGUAUGCCUCCGUGCACUCGCACCUGCCGUGUGUGGUGGGUGGCAGGACCUGGGGCGGAGGGACGACCUGUGGUCGCUCUUCUAUGUGCUCGUGGAGUUUCUUGACGGGGAGCUCCCUUGGCGCCACGUGCAGGAGAAGGAGAGGGUGAAGGAGAUGAAGCUGUAUUUCUUUGACCACCCGGAGCAGAUGACCAAGUCCGUUGCCUUCCCAGAGGAGCUCUCUGCGUUCGCGGAUCACCUGCAGGUGCUGCAGUACGCCGACAAGCCCGACUACGCCUACCUGCUCAACCUCCUCACUGCCUGGAACGCCCGCUGUGGCGGCGCCUCCCCCCCCCAGGAUGCCCAAGGUGCUGCCGAUGCCGCACACGCUGCGCUGCCACCGCCUCCCCCACCCCCUGCCACGGCCAACGGCCACUCUCACUCUGCCCCAGCGCGCCAUGCCUCUCACGACUCGCCCCCCAUGCUGCACCCUGCCGCAACCACACCCGCUGCUGCUGCCCUUGGCAACGGGGUGCAUGGCACGCCCGUCACCUCACCCGUCGCCUCGCCUGCCCUGCCAUCUGUACUGCACUGCGCACCACCACCUGCCAUCGCUGCGGUCAGUGGGACUCCCGUGCUGCCUGCACCCUCACCCUCAGUGGCACGGGCGGCAGCAGCAGAGGCGGCAGCGGCAGGCGCAGGAGCAGUUGCUGCUGCACCCGCUGGUGGCAGCCCAUCCACACCUACACCGCGCUCCGCCCCUCCUCCCCCUGCCUCUGCCCUCGCUGCACCAACGCCUCCCACCUCUACUGCUCCCAGCGCUACCCCAUCCAGCCCUACCCCUCGCACCCCCACCACUUCAAGCCCCACCGCGCACAGCACUGGCGUCCCACGGGAGGACAGCAAUACCGCCCACCCUGCUUCUCCUGCCGCUGCUUCCCCUCCCGCCGCCGCUGCGUCUCAUGCUCCUGACGUGGUGCGUGCUGCGUCGCUGUCUGCUGCCCCUCCGCUGCUGCCAGACCCAGGCACCGCCCCUGUGGGCAGCAGCGCUGGUGGGGGUGGCGUGGCAAGCCCCUGUCAUACAUCACAGGAGCGGGGCAGCAGGGGGAAUGAUAGCUGUGAUGCUCCGCAGAGGGGACGAAUGAGAGAGGGCGGUGGAGGUGCAGAGAGGCGGCAGGGAGAUGAGGGAGGUGGCAAGGCAGGGCAGCAGUUGUUGGCUGGCGGUGGGCAGGGCAGCGAGCGCGUUAGUGAAAGAGGCACUGCUGCUGUUGCUGCUGCUGCUGUGGCUCGUGAGGGUUCAUGUGGCAGGCGUGUGGCAGGGGGGCGCAGGGGUCCACAGGGAAAUGGUUAUGCGUCUCUAACUCGCCGGGCACCUUGCAGUAGCAGCAGCAGCAGCAGUAGCAGCAGCAGUGACAGCCAGAGCAGUGACAGCAGCAGCACGUGCAGCAGCAGCAGUGGGAGCGAUGGGAGCGAUGGUGAGGCGAGUGGGGAGGUGAGGAGCGAUGCCAGUGGCGCUAGCAGCGGCGAGGACGACCCCUCCUGGGGCAGCCCAGGCAGGCACAGGCGGAGGAAAGGAAAAACGGGUGGUGCAGUGCGGUGUAGUGUAGCUCAAGGGCAGAAUUCUAAAGGUGGGGGCGGGGGGCGGAGGAGCAGAGGCAUGAGGAGACGAGAAGGAGGGAAGGAGGCGGGUGGCAGGGCGGUAGGGCGUGAGGGGGGCGGUGUGAUGGCGCAGGGGACGAUGCCGGUGGUUCUGGCGCUAGAGGCCGUGCCCAUGCGCGACACACACCUGUGGGGGCCAGGCGAGAGGAGAAGAGGCGCACAGGGCAGGGACGUGCAUGGCGCAGCGUGGGAAGCAGAGGAGGGGAGGCGCAGCAUGGGGCAGGCACAGGCAGAGCGUGAGGCGGGGGGCGGGCGAGGGAAGGAGGGUGGGCGGGCAGACGAUCAGGGGGCUGAUGGGGAGAGCAAGGAGGGGGGCAGUGGGAAGCUGGAGUGGAGGGAGCAGCGAGUGAGUGGGAGCGGUGAGGAGGAAGGCAGCAGGGCGAGCCGAGUGAUGAGUGGGGCUGGGGAAGUAACCGCGCGAGGCCGAGAGGAACCGCCCACGCAAGGGCUUCGGGCGAGCGGCAGUGGCGGGACGACGGGGGGAAGGGGCGGAGAGGAGGACAAGGAGCAGCAGGCGAGGGGGGACGAGGGCAGGCAGCAGCGGAAAGAGGAAUGGAGCAGGGGCGGUGAGGGAUGUGUGGUGAGAGUAAGGCAAGAAAGGGAGAGAGGGACGGGAGGAGAGCGGGAUAGGGAUGGUGAGUGGGCACACAGGGAGGGGCGGUGGCAACGGGAAAGGGAGAGGAAGGGGAGAUGGAAAAGGGAGGAGAGGGAGAGGGAGACAAGCGGUAAAGGUGGAGGAUGGGGACGAGGGAAGGAAGGCAGUCACUCUGAGGGACAGGAGCGGGUAGCCGAGGAGGCGAGGGCGAGAGGAGGUGAAGUUGAAGGCGACAAUGAGAAAGCAUGUGUGAGAGUUGGUUACACGACGCACACAGCAGAUGCAGGGGCAAGAAAUACAGGUUCCAACAAUGUGGUGGUGGAGGAGGAGGAGGAGGGGAAGGAGGGGAAAGGUCAGGAAGCAGCCAGAAAAAUGCAGUGGGAACGGAGGCAUAAGGAUAAGCGGGAGGAGAGGGAGAUAGAGGCGGAGGAGAAAGAAAGGGAGCGGAUGUGUGAGUUGGGGAGGGAUAGGGAAAAGAGGACAGAGAAGGGAAGAGAGGGCAAGAGCGAACAAGAGAAGGAUCGAGAAAGAGAGAGCGUGAGGGGGAGAGAGAAGGCAAGGGAAUAUGAGAGGGAGAGGGACAACAAGAGAGCACCGGUGCACGAGAGGGAUGGGGAGAGGCGAAGAGGGGAGAGGCACCAGGGUUGGGGCAGUGAGAGGCAGGGUGGGAGGGGGAGGGGCAGCAGUGGUGGGGGGGGUUAUGAGGAAAGAAACGAGAAGCAGGGCAUGGUGGAGAGGCGGAGGGACGUGUGGAAUGGGAGCUCCGCUGGCUUGAAGCCUAAAGAGAGACACAGAGGGACGUGGGAGGGGGACGAAAAGGCAGAGAGAGGCGAGAGGGGAAGGAACAGAGAUAGGGAUGGAGGCUGGGAGCGGGGUGACGACAGAAUGCGGGAGAGGAAGGCAGAGAGGGAGACGAGGGGGAGGGACAGGGAUGAGGAGAGGGAGAAGGACGCGAGGAGAAGACAUGAGUUCAAGGAGAGCGAGAGGGGUGAGCGGUGGGAUGGCAGCAGAUCCAGGGAGAGGGGCUGGUCGAAUGAGAGGCUCAAGGGCAGGCACGAGCACACAGAAGCAGCUUCAGCGGAGGGGAGGGGGCAGGGGCCAGAGAGAGCAGAGGUGAGCAGACAGGGUAGCGGGCGUGAGCAUGGGAGUGCGAGGGAGGGCGAGCGCGUGUUGUCUGUAGAGGAGCGAGAUGAGGCGCCGGGGAGGGGUGUCGAUGGUGGCAACGGCUUGGGGGCUAGUCAGGAAGCAACAGAUGGGGCGCCAGGGGACAGGGGCGCAGUGAUGGAACGGUGUGGGGUGAGGGGCAGGGAGGGGAGGGACAACGAGAAAGGGGGGGUGAGAGAGGGGGAGGAGUGGGAGAGGGAAAAGGAGAGGGAAAUGGAGAAGGAGAGGGAGAAGGAGAGGGAGCGGGAAAGGGAGGGGGAGCGGGAGAGAGAGAGGGAGAGGGAGGGGGAGAAGGGGAAGGAAAGGGAGAGGGAGAAUGAGAAGGAAAGGGAGAGGGAGAAUGAGAGGGAGAGGGAGAAGGAGAGGGAAAGGGAGGAGAGGGAGACAGGAAGGGGGAGGGAGAGGGAAAGGGGGAGGGAGAAGGAGAGGGAAUGGGAGAGGGAGAGGGAGAGGGAGAAGGCGAGGGAGCGGGAGAAGAGGGAAUGGGAGAGGGAGAAGGAGAGGGAGCGGGAGAGGGGGAAGGAGAGGUACCGGGAAAGAGAAGAGAAGGAGAAGGAGAGGGAGAAGGGCAGCAACGAGGGUGCUGGCAGCGGUGGUCACAGUGUGCAGGAGCCCCAGCAGCACCCCCGCACCCUCUCUCACUCCCACUCCCACUCGCGCGCUCUCCCUCGCCCCCUGAGCUCGCCCCGCCACCAGCAAGGCAGACCCACGCCCUCGCCUGCUGCAUCACCUCACUCCGUCUGUGACCCACUCUCGCCCUCCACUGCUGCUGCCCCUGUUAAUGCCGGAAGGGGCGCAGGGGAGGGGGAGGCAAGGGCGAGGAGGCUGCGGCUCCUGAACGCCCUCCUUGCUGCCUGCACGCCCUCCUUGCUGCCUGCACGCCCUCCUUGCUGCCUGCACGCCCUCCUUGCUGCCUGCACGCCCUCCUUGCUGCCUGCACGCCCUCCUUGCUGCCUGCACGCCCUCCUUGCUGCCUGCACGCCCUCCUUGCUGCCUGCACGCCUUCCUUGCUGCCUGCACGCCCUCCUUGCUGCCUGCACGCCCUCCUUGCUGCCUGCACGCCUUCCUUGCUGCCUGCACGCCCUCCUUGCUGCCUGCACGCCCUCCUUGCUGCCUGCACGCCCUCCUUGCUGCCUGCACGCCCUCCUUGCUGCCUGCACGCCUUCCUUGCUGCCUGCACGCCCUCCUUGCUGCCUGCACGCCCUCCUUGCUGCCUGCACGCCUUCCUUGCUGCCUGCACGCCCUCCUUGCUGCCUGCACGCCCUUCUUGCUGCCUGCACGCCCUCCUUGCUGCCUGCACGCCCUCCUUGCUGCCUGCACGCCCUCCUUGCUGCCUGCACGCCCUCCUUGCUGCCUGCACACCCUCCUCUCGCUCCACGUCACCUCUUCCCAUUCCGCACUUCCACCCCCCGUCCUCCCUCCUCCACCCCCCCACCAGGCGCACGCGGGACAGGGCGACAUCCCUGUGUUUGGACCACGUGGCAGGGCGCUGCCCCCUGCCCUCCGCCCGCUGCUUCCGCCACCACCUCUCCCCCGCUCAGGUCAGCGCGCCACCUCUCCUCCCAUGCUCACCGUGUCCGCACCUGCUGCAUGGCACACGCACCUCCUCUCAUCCCAUGGCCCCCGUUGUGCACAAGAGAGGAGCACUUCUACCAGCGGGGCGAGCUGCCUACAGACGCCAUGCAGCCCGCCUCCUGGGUGAUUCAGCGCCGCCUGCUCCUGCACCCCGCGCGCCCCCGCCCGCUGCAGCCUCCCCAUGCACGCGCGCCCUCUCCCCGCGAGCCCACCCGUGCAGAUGAGGCGCAGCACACGCCCACCUCCUCCCACCCCCGCUCUGAGAGCCCACGCCAGCAACAACAGCAGCUGGGGGGUUCGCCUGGGAAGGGAGGGGCAGGGCUGCUGACAACGCCAGGGGUGCUGUUGCCGUCCCCAUCCAUCUCGCCCUCCUUGCUGGGUGCCCCUCCUGCCGGCACACCCCCCUCCCUGCUCCACCCCCUACUCCCACUGCCCCCCCCUGCUGCCCCCUCUGCGCCGCCCACCGCCCAUGGCACAGGAGCAGCGACCUGGGGGACCCUGGGUGUGAGCAGACCUGCCUUGAGCAGUGGUCAGCAGCUCGCUGCCACUGCCGCUGACUGUGCUGUUUCAGCUGCUGCUGGUGCUGUGGCAGCAGGGCCAGGGGUUGUGGGUGGCGCUGCUGUGUUGCCGCCAGCAAGCAUGGGAGCGGGCGGCAGUGAGGAGAGGGGGCGAGGGGUAGGGCUGGGGGGGGAGGAGAGGGAGGGAGGGGCAGGGAAGGCAAAGGCGCGGGUGAAGGUGGUGAUCAACGAGUGGGGGGUGGUCAUUCCCCCGCACGCCCUGCUGCCUGCCAUCAAGCGCCGCAAGCUGGACGGCCCCCUUCCUGCUGCUGUUCCACCCGCACAGGGCAAUGGCGCCAUGACAAGUGGCAGCAGAGGGGUGGGACCUGCCGGUGUAGCGGCAGCUUCAGCAGCGGCGGCAGCAGCAGCAGGCAGGGUGGGUUUGUCGGUGGGGCUGUUGGCGGCACUGGAGAGAGUGGUGGUGCCGCGCGUGGCUGUGGGGCUGCUGCCCGUGCUCUCGUGCCCCACUGCUGCACCCAAUGAGACACACACAGGGACUGACACAGAUACAGCCACAGGAACUGACACAGUGACUCCCGCAGACUGUAGCACCGUUACAGUCGCACGGACUGACACGGGAACUCUCCCCAGUGCCCGCACUCUCCCACUGCACUGGGCUGACGUGCCGUGUGCACCUCUCCCUGCCCACCACCGCACAGCCUGGUUUCUACCCCCUGCCCGCCUCGCCAGCCCCGCUCUCCCCCUGGCCUGCAAUGCUGGUGUCGCCUGCACGGGGGCGGGCUGUGCUGUGAGCGUGCGCUGUGACAUCCCGGCCUCGCUGCUGCCCGCCUCACACACAUGGCAGCCUCUUGCUCACGCACAGGGGGGCACCCUGCCGCCUGCUGCACCCGCCCUCAACCUCUCGGCCUCCCCGCAACAGGAACAGCGAGGGGAGCAGGGGGAGCAAGAGGGACAGGGGGGCCAUGGGGGCGGCAAGGGGGAUGACAGCGCUGAGCGCGGUGGGUGGCAGUGGUGCGUGCAGCAGGAGGGCGGCGGGCAGCUGGCAGGACUCAUGCGGCAGUGGCGCUGCUCCCACACCGGCACCCCCCUGCCGCUCUCCUGCACCCGUGCCUGCAGCAGCGGUGCUGGCGCUGGCAGUGGUAGCGGCAGUGCAGAUGGGGAUGGUGAGGCAGGGAUGGGCCGCGAGACGGACAGCAGCAGCAGCGACGACAGCGAGAGUGAGAGCUUGGGUGGGAGAAGUGAGGGCGCGAGUGGCAGCUGGGACCUGGGUGCUCACCACCACUCGCAGCUGGCGGGUGGGGACGACGCAGGUGAGGACGAGGAGGAGGUUGGUGACGGGAGAAAGAGUGGGAGGGAGGGCAGCGAGGGGGGUGCGGCGAGUGUGGGUGAGGCGGUGGGGAAACGGAGUGGACAGGUGAGCACUCCAUGUGUGCUGCCAGCGGGAGAGGCUGUUCCCUCGAUUCACGUGGCCAGGGGUGCGGAUGGGACAGGCAGGGGGCCGCAGGUGCAAAGCGAUGGAGAGGUGAACAAAGCGGUUGAUAUGGUGGGGCUGGUUACUGGCGAUUGUGGUGGAGGUGGUGGUAGUGGUGAAGGCAAUGGUGACGGUGGAGUGAAGGGUGCGAAGCCGGAGGACGAGGAGGAAGAGUGGGUGGGGGAUGGAGAAGAGAAGCCGGCAUGUGCAGUGAGAAUUCUCCCCAAUGCUGCCACCACCAGCACUGUGCGACUGCCACCUGCCCCCCUGCCCCUGCACGCCCUCGCCCAACCACCCUUCCCCUCGCCCAAGAAGGAGCGCACUCAGCGCACCGUGCCCCGCCGCCGCCUCUCCUUCCCACCCCUCGCCCUCCCCGCCCUCCCUGCCCUUCCCCCCCCACUGAUCCCCCCCACUCCGCGCACCCCCCGCCCCAGUGCCCCCCCCAGCGCAUCCCGCAAGGCCAUGCCACCAGGCAGGCGGGCAGGCGGCAGUGUGGAGACUGCGGAGGUUGGGGGGGGGGCGGGCAGUGGGGCGGCAGAGGCUGGAAGUGACAAGGCCGGUGGUACGGCAGGGAAGGUGGAGGGGCACAAGGACCAAGCAGGCCUGAAGGAGGAGGAAUUUGAGGUAGGUGCGGGUGCUGCUGGUGCUGGUGGUGGUGGUGGUGGUGGUGUUGGCGGUGGUGGUGAGAAUGGGGCUGGGGUUGGCAGCAGUGGUGAGUGGAGGGCGAAGGAGAGACAGCGUGCACGGGCCGAGGGAGAGAGGGCUGGAGCAGAUGGUGAGGAGGAGGAGGCGGGAAGGGGAGUGGGUGCAAAGGCUGUGGCGCACAGGGGGAAGCGGGAGAGGGAGGAGCAACAAGGGAUCGACAUUAAGAGACAGCGGAGGGAAGGAGCAGCUGGUGAAGGGGGAGAAGAGGGAGAGCGGGGAGAAAGGGGAAAGAGCAGAGUGGGGGGAGAGGAGGGGGCAGAGGAGGGAUAUGGGGCGGAGGAGAAGGGUGUAAAAGGGAAAGGGGCGUUGGAUGGAGAUUGGAGGAGGGGAGGGGUGGUGGGAAGAGGGGGAGGGAAGGGCAGAGGAAGAAAGAGAGGGGCGGCGAAUGGGAAUGCAGGCGAGCGAGAUAGGGCAGCGCAGCAGGGGGAGAAGCAGAGGAGCAUGCAGCAGCAGCGCGACAGGCGGGGGCGAUGGAGGCAUGGGGGCAAGCGCGGUGGCAUGAAGGGGGGAGGGGGGAGGAGGGCGGUGAGGACGGAGGGCAAGGAGGAGGGUGCAGCGAGGGUAAGUGGUGCGGAUGGCAGAGAGAGGGAGGGAGGGAGGGCGCAAGAGAAUGAAGAGCAGAUGCAGAAGCAGGUGAAGGAGGGUGCAAGGGAGGAUGGUACAAGGCGGAGUGAGGCACGGACCAGUGAGAGGAAACGAGGCGGUGGCAGGGGAGGGGGCGGGUCGGCACUGUCUCGAUGCCGCGAGGGGCAGGUGGGGGCGGUGGGUGCAGUGGGUGGGGCGAAGGGCAGCGGUGGUAAGCAGGAGACGGACGGGCUGUGGUCUGGUGGGAGCAGUGAGGGGAUGCACGGGCACGGGGGGAGAAGUGUGGGAGGUGGUGGGAGUGAGGGGGACGAGGAGAGUGCGAGUGAGAGUGAGAGUGACAGCUUCUCAAGCCUGUUUCGAGAGGAGGAGAGUGAGGAGGAGAGUGGGGGCCAGGGAGGGGGCGAGGACAUAGAGGUGGAUGGGCCAAACCUGGAGGGGCACGCGGCAGGAGGGGGUGGAACAGAGAGGAGUGCGUCACAGGAUGGCAGUGGUGCUUCUGGCAGCGGUGGUGGCAAGGAGUCUGGCAUGGAAGGCUGGCAGCAGGGCGGCAGGGGGAGGGGAGGGGAACAUGGAGGUGAGCAGGAGGGAGGGGGAGGGGCGAGCAGGGCGGGGCAGGCAGGCAGCGCGUGUCUGGCCACCAGCAGCCCUGCCUCCGCCGCCACACCCCUGCCACACCUCGCUGCCAGCCCCCACCUGCACUGCACCACAUACGUCACUGCCAGCCCUCACCUGCUCGCCAUCCCGUACCUUAACGCAAGCCCGCGGUUCACGAGCCCGUACCUACCCUACAGCCCCGGCAUGGGCGCCAGCCCCGUGGGCAGCACCACCUUCUCCCCGCACCCGCUGCUUGACGCCCCGCUCUCCUCGUGUGCCUCGCCCGCUGCGGUGCUGGCGGGCGAGGAGGGUACAGAGGAGAGAGGGGGUGAGCAGCGGCGUGGUGAGGAGAGGGGCAAGCGGAGGGAGAGGACACGUCUGGUGAAGGACGUUGCUGGUGCUGCUGUGGUGGGGCAGGCAGGCGCACUGGAAGGCAUUUCUGUGCCCGCUGCAGCUGCUGCCUUGGCUGCUGCUUCUGCUGCUGCCGGUGCGCCUUGCCAGGACGCCUCUGACGACCCAAGCAGAGGGUGCUCCGCUCUUGCCCCCCCUGCUGUUGCUGCUGCUGGCAGCAGUGGUGGAACGGUUGGGAGUGGUGACUUGGGAGGUGGAAUGCUGGGGAGCGGUGACAAGGGUGGGGAAACAGUUGUGAGUGGUGACUUGGGUGGUGGUGCUGGCCUGGAGUUGAAAGCGGUCAAGAGAGGUGCAGAGAAGAGAGGGCGCGAGAUGGAGGAGGAAGCAGAAGCGGGGUUGGAGGGCGAUGAGGAGCGUGCGGAUGGCAGGAAGGGGGGAUCAGCGGGCGAGCUUUGGGGGUUGAAGCGCCAGCGGUCGAGGAGAGGCGGCAGGCCCGUGGUUGCUGGCAGCGGGGGAGCGGGGGAAGCGAGGGAAGCAGCAGAGGGAGGGGAGGUGAGGACAGGAGGUGCGAUGGAGGGAGUUGUGAGAGGCGUGGAGCAGCCUGUAGGGUCGUGA
Messenger RNA from Closterium sp. Naga37s-1, 10434 nucleotides. The record is from the annotation of a GenBank genome assembly. Lineage: Eukaryota; Viridiplantae; Streptophyta; Zygnematophyceae; Desmidiales; Closteriaceae.